CCCCCCCGCCCGCCCGGCAGCUUCGGCAAUAGCAGCAAAGCCGCUGUCUGCGCCGCUAGUCCGCCGCCGUCCUCUCCCAGCCGCCCGCCAUGGCUCGCGCGGGGGCCUCCUCCUCCUCCCCGCCACCGCCGCCACAGCCUCCCUUGCCUCUCACGCGGGAGGCGGCCGAGGAGGAGGAGGAGGAGGAAGAGGACGGGGAGGAAGACGAGGAAGACGAGGAGGAGGAGGAAGAGGAGGAAGAUCCCCCAGGCCGGGCUCUCAUGCCACGCUCCUCCCCGGUGCCCAGGCCUCAGCACCCCAGCGCCUCAGAGAGCUGCUGUUCUUCGUCAGAGGACGACGGGGAGGAGGAGGAGGAUGACGGGCACCACCACCAGCAGCACCCUUGCUCGGCCAGGCCACUCUCUCAGCAUCCCCCAGGCCUGCCUCCUGGGCCACUUUCCCAGCAUGCAGUGCAGGGCAGCCCAGGGCUCCCUUCCCAGCAUGCCCAAGGGCACCCUGGACUGUUUCCCCAACAUGCCCCUGCGGCCGCCACCCCGGUGGAGGAGCCCUCUCAGCACCCCGCGGGCCGGCACGUGCUGUUUGCCGACGCCUUGGGCCUGCCCUUGGCACGCUGGCGGCGCUACCAGCCUUGGCCGCCGCCUUCUUCUUCCCCAGAGUCCCCCCCUGAGGUGGUGCCCGCCUUGGCUUCCCUCCCUCCCUCCGCAGGUACCCCUUACCUUUUGCCAUCUUUUGUGCUGCAACCGGUGGGGCGAGAUGAGGACGAGAAGCUUGAGCGGCUGCGCCAGGCCAAGGUAGAAUUGGAAGAAGUUUUGCCACCUGAGCCCGGAGAGUUGCGAGUGCUUCGUGGCACGGUGCGCGUGCUCAACGUUUCGUACCACAAGGCUGUGCAUGUGCGGGCCAGCAGGGACCGGUGGCAAAGUUACCGGGAUUACCCCGCCCUCUAUAUUCCAGGGGGGUCGCCAGAUGGGGGCCUGACUGACCGCUUUGCCUUCCGCCUGGAGUUUGGCGACGAGGAUGAGGAAGAUGAGGAAGAAGGAGGAGCCCGGCUUGAUUUUGUGGUGCGCUAUCAGACUGAAGAAGGAGUUUACUGGGCCAAUAACCAGGGCAAGAAUUAUAGUGUGGUGCUGAAGGGGGCGGCGGCUACCCACGUUCUACCCACGAGGUCUUCUAAAGAAGGUGAAUCACGUCGGCUCAAGAGCUGUAUGAGGCCAGUCAAAAUCAGGUCAGGUGAAAAUGAGCUGCAAGUAGAGGACAUAACUCAGUAUAUUUAUUCUGAAGAAACAAGUAUUGAAGGAAAUCUAUCCAAGGAAUUUCCAAACUCUUCUGUGGUGCAGCUUUCAACUCCAAUCAAACAGAUUCCAGAGCUCACAAUCACUACUAACUCACCAGAAAAGAAGGACCCUUCUAAAGAUCAUCUCGUAGAUUUUACUGAUUCCCCACAGGGACAUGCUAUCAGGGUCCACACUACAUCUCACGAGGAGCUGAAAGUGCCGUUGGGUUUCAUGCUAGGUCCUGAACCCCAUUCCUUGGGACAGUGGGAUGCUGCUCCUGAAUUUAGCAAGGGUGACCUCACCACAGAGGGCUCCUUCAUGGAAGAAUGCAUGGAGGAGCAGUUGAGAAGAUACCAAGAGCUGCCCCAUCGCUUGGAGGAAGAUGCCAUAGAUCGAGAACUGGAACAGCUUUACUUGUCCCAUCUGAGCCGGCUUCGAGCAGAGGAGCUUGGAGGAAGAGGAGAGUGGUCCGAGGAGAGCUCAGGCAACAACGCCAGUCCUGUGCCGUCUCUCAUUGCGUUGCGUCAGAGUGUCUUGACUGAUCGUGACCUCAUAGUCAACUGGACAGGCCCAGAGAGAGCACUCAACAGUUCCCUGGCAAACGAGAUCACACUGUACUAUGCUAAGCAACGGGGCGAUGACUCCAGAGAUAGUGAGGAGGAGGGGAUUAUGGCAGGUUAUGCAACACAGGGACCACCUGAGGUGGUGGGAACAGGCCGUGAUAGCCCACCAGUCUUACUAGAAGGCUGCUUUCUAAAUCAUCUGGAAGAGGGAAAUGUCCAGCAGAGUCCAAUGGAGGACUCUGACUCCAGCUUGAGAGUGGUGGCACCUAACACCUUGAGGCCACUAAUUCCAGAGGCUAUGGUGAUGCCCCUUGUAGUUCCAGCCCGGACACUAGCGCCCCUACCAAAGCGGCCCACAGACCUGCCAUCCAGCCCUCUUGAUGCCCCUGGACAAGGCAAGAGCCAGGGCUUCUUGAUAGGGCAUGGCAGCCUCUGGCUGGGCGAGGGCCUUUGUGUCCACAAGCCCCCUGAAAACAGUCCCGCUCCUCAUAAUGAACUUGAGAAGAUCUUGACACGCUCCCUGCGGUUCCUCAGCCUCUUUGUCUUCCUUCCCAUGGUUUUCAACAGCUGCAUGCCUUUGGUGGCCGUUACACUAUACCUCCUUUUGGAUUGGUUCUCAUAAUUGAGUGUGGCUCUCAGAAGUGCCAAAGGCUCGCGAGAAGAUCUGUAACUUGGCUCUAUCCCCGUUUCACCUGAACCAGCUAAAAAUUUGGCAGUAGCAUCAGAUCUUUUUGGAGUUAAUGGCACGUCGAUCCUAAAUUUCCCAAGGUUCAGAACUAUUUAUUUUUUAUUAAAUCAUCUGGUAUAAGAGAUGAAUUGCUUGGACAAUAAAAAAUGAGCUAUAUGUGAAACUCGCCAUGAAAUUGGAUUUGAAGGUAACAUUUGUAAGGCCCAGAGCAGGUGACGGUGGGCUCAAAGCCCCCAAUAGCCCCCCCCAUUUCUCCCUUUGCACAUUUUAAUCAAGAAGGUUAGAAGUAACAGCAUUGUCCACCCUUCAUUUUCAAAUAGAGGCAAUUGAGUAUGCCUUGUUUGAACAGCCUCAAAUCCUACUCAAAAGAGCCAGAAUAAUAUUUCUCCCUUCCGCCUUUAAAAACAAAAUUCCUUGUUAAGAUUUAGUAGACUUUGUCUCUGCUUUUGGCCUUCCUCUUUCAGGUUCUUGGAUGAAAUCCAAUUAACUUACUUAUAAGAAGUAAGUCAUUAAUUUAUUUCCAAUUUGAGAAUGAGGCAAACAUUUCCUAAAAUAACCAUAUUCUUUGCUAUUUUUACAGACAUACGCUUUUAGCGAGCUUUGACUGUAACUUGUUUUGUGACAAAGCAGAACAAUAUUAAGGGAUAAUUUCAGACUAUUUAGAAUCUUAACAAAUCAAACAUUUACAUUUCUAAGGAAAAAAGUCAAAAUGGCCCAUGUAAAACUUAAGAUAGAAUGUUUUAUUUAAAUUCUAUAUGCCCAUUCUCUAUAUAUUAAUGCAAAGUUUGGCAACUACGGUAAAUUCCUAGUAAGUUUGAGGAGCCUCUGGUUUUAUUAUAUUACACAGUUCCAACCUGUUCUGUGUAAGAGAUUUGGAGAAAUCAACUAGCUAGCUCAGUUUCUAUCUUGCUUUUCUCAUGUGCAGGUAGAAAUGAUUACUAAUUAAGUGAAUUCUGCAUUAACAAAAGAGAUUUGGAGAAAUCAACUAGCUAGCUCAGUUUCUAUCUUGCUUUUCUCAUGUGCAAGUAGAAAUGAUUACUAAUUAAGUGAAUUCUGCAUUAACAAAAGAGAUUUGGAGAAAUCAACUAGCUAGCUCAGUUUCUAUCUUGCUUUUCUCAUGUGCAGGUAGAAAUGAUUACUAAUUAAGUGAAUUCUGCAUUAACAAAAGAGAUUUGGAGAAAUCAACUAGCUAGCUCAGUUUCUAUCUUGCUUUUCUCAUGUGCAAGUAGAAAUGAUUACUAAUUAAGUGAAUUCUGCAUUAACAAACAAACAAAAAUCCCAUUGAGUUAAAAAUGACACCCCCCCCCUGCCUAGUGCUAAUCUAUUGUGGAAGUUCCCUUGGCUCUUUGGGAAAGAAUGUAGGCUUAAACCUGAAGACACUACCCUGUGACUUAGCAGUCUAUCAAUGUGAAAAAGACGAACAGAUGACCCCCUAAUCCCCAUUUAUUUUUACAAGGCUGGGAAAUUGUAAAUAUGUUUUGAAAAUAUCAUGAAGCACUUUCUUUCAGAAUGUUCUCCUGUGCCAGCCUCAGUGAAUUUAAACAAGGAAAGUCCAAAGGCAAAAUAGCACUUUCGUUGAGCACCUGAUUUCAGAAGGAUUUGUGCAAUCCUCCACUUCUCUGUAAUUUCCCAUGAUUUGAAUGAAACAGGGAGACAGACAGAAGUUUUCCAUUCCAAAGAAGAUUGGCAGCAUUCUCAGCUUUUUUUUUUUUUUUUUUGCCCGUACAGCUUCUGCAAAAUACAAUCACAACCAUUCCAGAUGGCCUCAACAAUCGGACAGCCAUUCAUGCCCCCUAUCCUGAGCCAUACCCAGCUUCUUAGGAAGAAACUUUGGACUGCUGACUGUCUGUGCAUCUAGGACGCCUUUUCACUCCUGGAUCCUUCACUUCUCUGCCAGUGGCAGGGUCCAGCAUAGAGGACUACAGGAAAGAUCCUUAAAAACAGAUGGCCCCCCAUAUUUAUUUUUGUACCUGGUGGGAAGGCUGACUUUUUCUACCGUAGAAUUCAUCCCAAGAUAGAGAUUUUAUUUAUUAACAACUAGCAGUACAAACCCAGGCUGGUGGGUUUGCAGAAGAUUAAAAUAAUUUAUAUAUAUACACGUGUUCGAUGUCUGCAGCAAAGGAGUAGAUUGGAAAUACCCCGUGUCUUUAUGUGCAAUAGGUUGAAAUGGCACUGAACUUGCUGUAAGAAGGAAGCCCGCCCGCUUUCAUGCUGCUAAAUGUUUUUCAUUAACUUCCUCUUGAAUGUUGUACUGUCAGCAGCUGCUGUGAUAUAGCUUGUGGGGCCUUGUGGAGGAAGUGGAGAUAUUUGUAUGGGUUCUGAAGCCACUUCUGUCUGCUGAUCCAGAGACACGGCCCUGCUUUCCCCAUCCAUUGGUGAAUGCUCUUAAUUAAGGAACAUAGGGAGGCUUGGAAAGUGGAAUACUGUUUGUGCUUCAUGAAGAGAGAUCUGUCCUGACAUCAGUCACCUUAAAAAAUAUAUCUGUAUUUUCCAGAUAAAAUCUGAGAUCAGAAUGUAAUUAGCAGUCACGGCUAUGUG
Thamnophis elegans (Western terrestrial garter snake) is the source of this 5060-nucleotide messenger RNA. It is a transcript of the gene PPP1R3F, whose product is annotated as protein phosphatase 1 regulatory subunit 3F. The record is from RefSeq and is a predicted model, not a curated record. Gene Ontology annotation, molecular function: protein phosphatase 1 binding; glycogen binding. Bases 90 to 2456 code for a protein of 788 amino acids. Gene Ontology annotation, cellular component: protein phosphatase type 1 complex. Lineage: Eukaryota; Metazoa; Chordata; Lepidosauria; Squamata; Natricidae. The transcript is spliced from 4 exons. Gene Ontology annotation, biological process: regulation of glycogen biosynthetic process.